CAAGUCUUGGUAGAUAGCUGAAAUAAGUCAGCGUCAAGAUGUUCAUAGACCAAUUUGAGAUUUCCGUUGUUCUACAAAAUAAAAGCAUAGUAUCAGACCGUUCCUGUUUUGACCACAAAAUGCUUCAAAGCGUUAAUGCAAAGCUGGGAACAAUGUAAACGCAACGCAAAUUGUUUGCUUAUCUAAAAGUUAUAUCUUCUGGUCCAGCCCAGAUACGACGUGUAUCAUUUUCGCUUUUAUUUUAUUUUAUUUUUGAACAACUCGAAAUCUCUAACAAGACAGCAAGAUUGUUUUUGUCGCUCAGGGGAACCAACCAGAGUUCAUGUCGCUAGCUUAGCUAACCCAGCCUGCUAGCGAGUGAUUUGCCAGCAUGCUAAUGGGGACAGUUUAACCGCAGCACACUGCAGUGAGUCUCUCCUGUCUGAGUCCGUAGAGGUUCCAGCCGAGCUGAAGUCCGCGGAGCCAUGCGACAGUGGUCUGUCCCCACUGCGACCCCUCGCGCUGAGCCACUCCCGGGGUGCCUGUCCGUGUCACCCCCUCCGUCGGACCCCAGGAUGGAGGCGUGCGAGGUGGAGCCGCGCUACACCAUUGAGCAGAUCGACCUCCUGCAGCGCCUGCGCCUCUCCGGCAUGACCAAGCCCCAGAUCCUCCACGCCCUGGAGUCCCUGGAGAGGCUGGACCCGGAGCACCGCCCGCCGCCGCCGCCGCCGCUCCCUCUGCCGCCACGCUGCGACUCCCACCCGGCCCCGCCCAGCAACGCCGCGCCCGCCGCCGCUGCUGCCGCCCCGUCCUCAUCGUCCUCCUCGUCGUCGUCCUCGCUCUCCCUGGCCUCGGCCACCACCCAGACCUCAGGCCUCGAAGGUGCGGCGCUGUCGCCCAGCAACAGCUACGAGGCUUCGCCGCCGCCCCUGUACCCCCCCAGCGUGGUGGUGCAGCGGGCGUUUAGUUACGACAUGAUGGGCGAGGAGGAGUGGGACCUGGAGGAGAAGGUGGAGGAGUACAUGAGAAGAGACAGCAACCUGGUGAAAGAGGAGAUCAAGACGUUCCUGAACAACCGGCGGAUCUCUCAGGCCAUUGUAGGCCAGGUCACAGGCAUCAGCCAGAGCUACAUCUCCCAGUGGCUGCUGCAGCAAGGCCUGGAGAUGAGCGACUCCAAGCGCAGAGCCUUCUACCGCUGGUACCUGCUGGAGAGGAACAACCCAGGUGCCACCUUGUCGAUGCGCUCUUUGGUGAAGGAGGAACCCGACUGGAGAACGGGUAUCAUCGCCAGCGACAGAGCCGGGAUCGUAGGCGGUCCUCUGAGGCUGCGCAGAGGGAGCAGGUUCACCUGGAGGAAGGAGUGCCAGUCCAUCAUGGAGAGCUUCUUCAUGGAGAAUCAGUACCCAGAUGAGGCGAAGCGGGAGGAGAUCGCCAGCGCCUGUAAUUCUGUCAUCCAGAAACCAGGCUGCAAACUGUCAGAGUUUGAGCGGGUGACGGCGUUGAAGGUGUACAACUGGUUCGCCAACCGUCGGAAGGAGAUGAAGAGAAGAGCAAACAUAGAAGCCGCCAUCUUGGAAAGCCAUGGGAUUGAGGUGCCAAGUCCGAGCUGCCACUCAAAUGGCGAAGAGGGAGAGCUGCAAGAGUUUGUAGAUCAGGUGACUCAUCGGUUCUCAGAGCAGGAGGACGCCUCUUCCCAGAAAAUCGUUGACCAACAAGAUGGCUCCUCGCUGAUCACUGGGGAGGUGGCAGUGGCAGCGGCCCCGCUGAGCCCCGGCCCUCAGGGGGCGGAACAGAAGGACGAGGAUUCAAAAAGGGAGUCGGUGGACGAGGAGUGACUAAACCCAGCCAGACUUUCAAUCGCCAUGUCUGAAUUUGAUUCAGUCUGAAACAGAACAGUAAAAUGCCUCCUGCUCCACCCGCGGGUGGACCCUUCUGGGCCAAUGGAAGGAUGGGGGUGGGGGUUGGUUGAAGCCCUCUGAGGUGCCUCAGGUGAGGAGGCCACUGCAUUUAUCAACAGUAAUCUUGCUUAUAAUAAUGGCAAUAUACAGUCUACGUAGAGGUAUAUAAGGUCUAUGGUAUAUAUAUCAAUAUAUAGUGCAUUCCAAGAUGGUAUCAAAAUGCCUAAAUCCUGUGAGGGGAGUAUUAUGUAAAGGACGCCUCACCAUUUCAACAUAAGCUGUUUUUCCUGUUUUUCUUUUGCUGCGUUUGGUUUACUCCAGCGUGCGACUGCUGAGUGGAACAAGCUGAGCCUGCAGGUCAGGUUUUGAUUGGCUGUUGUGGAGAGUGCGGCUUCUGUCUUUUAAUGAAACAGAAAAGACAAAAAAAAAAAAAAAACGCCGUCUUGUUGGUGCUGGGAUGUCUUUGCCUGGUCAAUCAGCACGUGGUGCCGAUACUAAAUCUGUACAACCCAGAGGGAUAACUGGCGUCUCAGGUAAUCCCAAAGUGACAAAUUGCACCACCUUUCCUUUUAUUAUGUGUUUUUUUUUUUUUUCAAUCAAAAUUGUGUUUAAAGAAAACGGUGUUAUUUAUACUUUUUUGAUUUCAUGGUGUCCUGGACUAGAGAUGCUCCGAGAAGUCAACUGCUGACUCUAAUCAAACAAUUUUCAACAAUCAGUCCAAAACAACCACCACUACAUGUAACCAACAGCAGGUGGAGCAUACAGCCACACUCUUCUGUGUGGAUGUUGUCACUGUGGGAAGAACACUCAAUUAUUUUUUUUGUUAGUCAUAAAGUUAGUGUCUUCUAUGAAAUUUUGAGACAUAUCUGCAUAUUAAUCAGGCCGCGUGAGAGAGCAAGAUUUUGAGCAGAUAACAGGAAGGCUGAAUAGAGUGGUGUACGCCAAACUAAAAAAAAAAAAAAACACCUGGGAGUCCUGCUGUCUUGUUUCCCAAGGCGGCUUUACAGAAAUUCAACCUUUAGACGUUUGACCAAAACAACUUAAUCACAUAAGCGACACAAGCAAUAAUGACCCAAAUAUUGAGCUCAAUGGAGACUAUUGAUGGUGACUUAUUUAUCUUAUUUAACUGCCUCAUUACUUGCCUUUUAUUUUAGUUUUAUGAGUUUGACUUUAUUGAAUGAAGUGUUAUUGUCUUUUUUCAAAGUACCUCUUUUAAGUUUGUUACUUCUAACUUUGUUGAGAGUAGGAGAGCCUCUAAGGUAAGAAUUUACACAUUCAUGGAAAACACACAGGCUGCUGUUUCAGUAAUGCUAGCAAACUUACCGCUAAUAUAAGAUGCUACAGCUAGUUUAGAAAGGUAAACUUUGGGAUAAUUCCACCUUCACACAGUAACAGAAUACAUAUGUCUCUGAUUUAAUGGGCUUCAAAGCUGGUUUGAAAUGGGCCACAGAAUCCUGAUCAGUGCAUCUCUAGACCUUACACACCUACAACAGAAUGUUUUUUUUUUUUGUUAAACUCAUUGGUGCUGUUUAAUCUCAUGUCAGAGUCUAGCCAAAGAGGCUAGCUUGGUUACAUAAUAAUAUGUAAUCGUACUUAUUUUGAUGUAUCAACAUCAAAUGUAUAUUGUAUAUCAUAUGUAUAUCGUUUCAGAAACGCUGACUCGCUUGUUGCUUCUCCAGGAAGGCUUCAGGCACCUUUUCCUCUCUUACUGGGAUAAGCUAAAGCUUCUAAGCUCCUGUACAUUUUGUGCAAAGCUGCACUUCAAAGUGGACCUCACUCUAACUAAUCCCUCAAAACCUCACUGGGGGUGUGUAUUAUUUUAGUUAUACUGUCAUAUUUCCAUACCCAAGGCCGCAGGAGUCGAAUCUAAUUGUUCAUGUAAUGAACAACCGAUACUUUAUUGUCAAAGGAAGCCACCAUUGUUGCCUCCUAAUGCCAAAGCUAUGCCAGAUAGAGCUGAUCUACGGAUGCCCAGAGCAGAGAGUAGGUUUAUUUGCUCCGUUCAACACUAGCCACCUCAAGCUUACCUCAGAAUGACUGUUUCUAGGAGUGAUUUCCUGGCUGACAGCAGCCAGUGAAUGGGACUGUUUCUCUUCUGAACGGUGUUGUGUGUCAUGUAGCAUUUACGGCAUUGGGCUUCGUCCUGUGUUGUCAGUGUCCAGUCACCUCCUCAGUUCUGCUGUCCAGCUUUGGACAGGAAUCCCCCAAAGCUGCAGCGGUUUCUUAUUACUGCGCUCCUCUGCAUAAGCUUUUAUCUAACGAGGGAAGACGAUAAUAAAAGUGUACACAAUCUU
Messenger RNA from Poecilia latipinna (sailfin molly), 4171 nucleotides. RefSeq names its product homeobox-containing protein 1. Gene Ontology annotation, biological process: positive regulation of DNA-templated transcription. Gene Ontology annotation, cellular component: nucleus. NCBI's taxonomy places the organism in Eukaryota, Metazoa, Chordata, Actinopteri, Cyprinodontiformes, Poeciliidae. The record is from RefSeq and is a predicted model, not a curated record. Gene Ontology annotation, molecular function: double-stranded telomeric DNA binding. The transcript is spliced from 9 exons. The coding region runs from base 465 to 1814 and encodes 449 amino acids.